AUGGCGAGCAAUAGUAACAGCAGUAAGGACGACUUGGAGUCAUGGAUGUGGUCACUUAUCGUACUAGCGAUUGUAUUCGUGGUGGGACUGCUGCUCUUCAUCAUUAAUUUCUUUAAGAAUCGUCCGCUGCGUGGUGAUAAUCGUAGAGAAGUAGCGCAGACACGGAAUGUUGGUCGUCCAAAGACAAAGAACGACGUCAAUCUGUUGCCAAUUGUACCUUGUAAAAGUCAAGCGCGAAACGAAGCGAGCAAUUGCGCGAGCAUCACGCGUUCCCAUGAUACGAACCCGUCGCAGAUUUCAGGCUUUUCAGGUGGAAGCUAUCGCACGGAUGCUGGAAACCAGAUGAACAGUACGCUGACAGACACCGAAAUCGUGACGCAGGAGCGCGCGUUUUCACCCAUUGGCGCUUCCUCUCAUUCUGCACCAUUAUCGGACUACACUCAGGGCGUGGAGACCAGCACGAUGUCAGCCAGUCCUAGUGAGCCUGACCGUCAUUUAUAUCCGUCUUGUAGCAGCUAUUCUCAUUCAAGUGAUAAUAACUCGUUCUCUAGCCAGUUGACUGUUAAUGGCUUAGACACAGAGACCGGUACGAAAGUUUCUCCGCGCAAGUCGGAUGAAUUUUAA
Molecule: messenger RNA, 624 nt
Organism: Peronospora farinosa
Lineage: Eukaryota; Oomycota; Peronosporomycetes; Peronosporales; Peronosporaceae
Source: the annotation of a GenBank genome assembly